Camellia sinensis is the source of this 1749-nucleotide messenger RNA. Its product is annotated as sucrose transport protein. Gene Ontology annotation, molecular function: sucrose:proton symporter activity. The record is from RefSeq and is a predicted model, not a curated record. Gene Ontology annotation, cellular component: vacuole; plasma membrane. Gene Ontology annotation, biological process: sucrose transport. NCBI's taxonomy places the organism in Eukaryota, Viridiplantae, Streptophyta, Magnoliopsida, Ericales, Theaceae.
CUUGAGGGUUUUGUUUACAAAUUACAAUCUAUACAGAAAAACAGUGGAGAUCUCUAACAAAUAUGGAAAAUGGUAAACACCCUUCGCCUCUUCAACUCCAAUCACCACUGCCACUGCGUCAAACGCCGCCGUGGAAGGUGGUGGUGGUGGCCUCAAUAGCCGUCGGGGUUCACUUCGGCUGGGCUUUACAAUUCUCUCUCCUCACACCAUACGUGCAGCUUCUAGGCAUCCCACAUAAAUGGGCAUCCUACAUUUCGCUCUGCGGCCCCAUCUCCGGCAUGGUGGUGCAACCUCUCGCCGGCCACUACAGCGACCGUUGCACCUCCAAAUUCGGCCGCCGCCGCCCCUUCAUCGCCGCCGCCACCGCCCUCGUCACCGUCGCCGUCAUUCUCAUUGGCUUCGCCGCCGACCUCGGCCGCCUCUCCGGUGACCGCCUUGACUCCGCCAAGCCCCGCGCCAUCACCAUCUUCGUGGUCGGAUUCUGGAUCCUGGACGUCGCCCACAACCUUCUCAUGGCCCCCUGCCGCGCCUUCCUCGCAGACCUCUCCGACGGCGAGCAGCGCAAAACUCGAAACGCCAGCGCCGUCUUCGCAUUCUUCACCGCCGUCGGCAACGUACUCGGCUACGCCGCCGGAUCGUACUCGAACCUUCACCGCCUCUUCCCCUUCACCUCAACACAGGCCUGUGAUGUUUACUGUGCGAAUCUCAAGACCUGUUUCUUAAUCUCAAUCACUCUGUUACUCACUCUAACCAUACUUGCACUCAGCACUGUGAGUGAAGAUCCAAUUUCGAGGCUCUCGGUAGAGAACAAGGAUGAAACGGUGCCGUUUCUGGGGUUUUUCGGGGAAUUAUUGAGUGCGUUGAAAGAGUUUCCGAAGCCCAUGUGGUACCUAUCGUUGGCGAUGAUCCUGACCUCGACUGCUUGGUUUGGGUUCGUGUUGUACGACACUGAUUGGGUGGGGAGAGAGGUGUAUGGUGGAGAGGUUGGAGGGAAGGUGUACGAUGGGGGAGUGAGAGCGGGGUCGUUGGGGCUGAUGCUGAACUCAGUGGUGGCUGGGGUGAUGGCGCUGGCGGUAAUGCUAGUGGCCCGUGGAGUCAAGGGAGGGAACCGGCUGUGGGGUUGCGGUAACCUUGUGUUGGCGGUAUGCUUGGCGAUGACGGUGUGGAUCACUAAAGUUGCAGAGUCGACACGGCGGCACGCAGUGGCCAGUGGUGGUGGGACUACGCCGGCACGUGGUGUCAAGGCGGCAACUCUCUGUGUCUUUGCGGUGAUGGGGAUUCCUACUGCGACAACUUCCACAAUUCCCUUUUCAUUGGGAUCCAUUUAUUGCAGCAGCUUUGGUGGAGGCCAAGGUCUUUCCCUGGGAGUUCUGAAUAUUGCUGUAAUCCUACCCCAGUUGGUGGUUUCACUUACAAGCGGACCAUGGGACCAGCUGUUUGGUGGCGGCAACUUGCCAGCAUUUGUAGUUGGAGCUGUUGCAGCAGUGGCGGGCGGUGUGUUCGUGCUUGUGUUGCUCCCAUCGCCACCACGAACUGAUCACGAUCCAUCAUCACCAUCCGUUUUAAAGAUCACUAUCUCUGCACCUUCCCAUUGAAAUAUUUUUCGAUUAAUUUUGAGUCGAAAAAUGUCUUACAAAUAGAAUUUCCAUAUAUAGAGUAUAGGGUCAUAUUAAUCUGAAUAAAAUUUUAGUACUUAAAUUCUACUUACAAACUCGUGGUUGUGUAAUUUGCUCCUUGUAUUAAUUAAGU